AUGGGAUAUCGGGGUUCACAUGCACUUUCAAUUGGUAAGCCAUAUCGUUUUAAAGUGGUCCACAUGCCAGGGAAGACAAACCCUGCAGAUGUUCUGUCCCGAUUGCCAAUUAGUGCCCAGCCUACCCGUGAACGGAGUGUAGCUGAAGAAUACAUCAAUUUUAUUACAGAGAAAGCAGUUCCUAAAGCCAUGACACUGGAACAAAUAUCCAAAGCGACUCAAGAUGAUGUUAUCUUGCAACGAGUUCAGCAAUGUUUAUUGCACAACCAUUGGCCAGACAACCCUGACCUUCAGCGAUUUGCCAAAGUGCGAGAUGAGCUGUCAGCAAACCAAGGCUUGCUGCUUCGAGGAACUCGUAUUGUCAUGCCUAAAUGCCUGGCGCCAUCAAACCCUUUCCUUGGCUCACGAAGGCCACCAAGGCAUUGUGCGCACUAA
Molecule: messenger RNA, 435 nt
Organism: Paramuricea clavata
Lineage: Eukaryota; Metazoa; Cnidaria; Anthozoa; Malacalcyonacea; Plexauridae
Source: the annotation of a GenBank genome assembly